Oldenlandia corymbosa var. corymbosa is the source of this 931-nucleotide messenger RNA. The record is from the annotation of a GenBank genome assembly. Lineage: Eukaryota; Viridiplantae; Streptophyta; Magnoliopsida; Gentianales; Rubiaceae.
UGCAUAUUUACUAAAGUUUCAUUCUGGCAAAAGAAAAAUCUUCAGCAUUUGUCUUUUCUCCCUUAGCUGCAAAUUGCCCUGAUUAUCACAACGCGCAAUGGAAACGAAAACAGCUACCGGUUCAAGAUAUUCUCUUUCGGGGAUGACAGCUCUAGUGACCGGUGGAACUCGCGGAAUUGGCCGUGCAAUCGUAGAGGAAUUUGCUCAACUUGGCGCGACGGUACACACGAUAUCUAGAAACGAGGCAGAGCUGAAUCAAGUCUUGGAAGAAUGGAAAUCAAAGGGAUUCAAAGUGAGUGGUUCAGUUUGCGAUGCAACUUCCCGAGAGCAAAGAACUCAACUCAUGGAAGAGGUAUCGUCCAAUUUCGCUUCCAAGCUGGACAUCCUAGUAAACAAUGUCGGAACAAACGUUUUCAAGCCAUUUUCUGAUUGUACAGCUGAAGAAUAUUCUCAACUCAUGUCCACGAAUCUUGAAUCUUGUUUCCAUUUCUGCCAACUCGCUUAUCCUUUCCUGAAAGCAUCUCGGAUUGGCGGAAACAUCGUGUUUGUAUCCUCGGUCGCAGGGCUUGUGAGGGUUGACUACAUGGCGAUUUAUUCAGCCACAAAGGGUGCAAUAAAUCAACUCACAAAGAACUUGGCUUGUGAAUGGGCUAAAGACAACAUUCGGGUUAAUUGCGUUGCGCCUUGGGUUACGCGAACCUCGCUAGUCGAAGGUUUGCUUAACGACGCUAAUAGGAUGAAGAAAAUCGAAGCAGCAACGCCGUUAGGACGUGUUGCAGAUCCAGAAGAGGUUUCGUCAUUGGUAGCAUUUCUCUGUUUGCCGGCUGCUUCAUAUAUCACUGGCCAAGUUGUCGCAGUUGAUGGAGGGUUGACUGUGAACGGGUGCGUAUGGAGUUGAUUCCCAGGUUUAAGGUAUCUUAGUACAACUUUG